AUGGCUUCCAAGGUGGUAAAGAAAAAGAUGCUUAUGUUAAAGGAGAAAAUGGAAAUAGUGUGUUUAUUAGAUAAAGAAAAGUUGUCAGUUCGUGAUAUUGCUAAAAAAUUUAAAAUCGGGAAAACACAAGCGGCAAAAAUAAUCAAAGAUAAAGAAAAGAUUCGAAAGAAAUGGCAGUCUGGAGUCAGUGUAAAAACGAAGAAAAACUUUUUGAGUAGUGAGGGUUCAAAGAUCGACAAAGCCUGUUUCGAAUGGUUUGUGAAAGCUAAAAAUCAAAAUAUUGCCGUAUCAGGAUCAUUCGUAAAGAAAAAAGCAAAAGAAAUUGCAGAAAAAUUAGGAGUGAGUACCUUUAAAGCGUCUGAUGGGUGGUUACAAAAGUGGCGUUUGAGAAAUAAUGUUGCAUUUAAGUGUAUCUCCGGAGAAGCAGCAGAUGUAAAUGAAGAGGGCAUUAAUGAAUUUAUGAAAAAAUUACCGACCUUCUUACUAGGCUAUCGACCAGAGGACAUUUUCAACGCAGAUGAAAGUGGGCUCUUUUUUCGUGCAUUACCAAAUAAAACUUUAGCUUUAAAGUCGGAAAAAUGCACAGGAGGAAAACUGUCCAAAGAACGAUUAACCGUUUUGUUCUGUGUAAAUAGUGUAGGUGAAAAAGAGGAGUUGCUAGUUAUUGGAAAGUCGGCACGUCCCCGAGCAUUAAAAAAUGUUGCUCCCAAGGAUUUACCGGCUAUCUGGAAAUCAAACAAAAAAGCAUGGAUGACACGAGACAUUAUGACGGAGUGGUUAAGUAAUUUCGAUAAAAACAUGGUGAGUCACCUAUUAUCAAAAAUAGAUUUCGCAGAAUCGGCUUCUAAAUUAUCAAAAUCUAUUGACAUAUUAGAGAGCUUGUACUUUAUAAAAUCUGCGUGGCAGAAGGUCACUCCAAAGACAAUUAGAAAUUGUUUUAAAAAAGCUGGAUUUCUGAUGGAUCAAGGAAGUUCAACUGACAGUAACUACGAUGUUGAAGAUAAUUUGCCACUUGCGAGACUAGCUGAUUUGUUUAAAUGUAGUAAAAGACUGGGAAUAGAUAAUGUAAAAACAGCAGAAGAAUAUUUAACUGUUGAUCAAAACGUCGAUAUAGAAGAUAAUGACUUGGAAUUUUCGGUAGUCACAAAAAAUGUUGAAAAUGAGACAGAAGAGGAAGAGAAUGAAGAGGUAGAGGUGGAGGAGGACGAGGAACGUAAUCCAAUCACAUCUUAUAAAGAAGCAUUGAAUGUAAUUUCCAAACUAAAAUCAUUCGUGAAAAAUGAUUUUACUGCAUUUCAACAUGUGAAAAAUUUAGAAACACAUAUUGAACGUUCUCUCUUAUUACAAAGAGAAACUUCAUUGCGGCAAAGCAGUAUGCUAGAUUUUAUUCAAACGAAAAAUAAAUAG
This is a messenger RNA of Onthophagus taurus, 1407 nucleotides long. The record is from RefSeq and is a predicted model, not a curated record. NCBI's taxonomy places the organism in Eukaryota, Metazoa, Arthropoda, Insecta, Coleoptera, Scarabaeidae.